Rubroshorea leprosula is the source of this 1093-nucleotide messenger RNA. NCBI's taxonomy places the organism in Eukaryota, Viridiplantae, Streptophyta, Magnoliopsida, Malvales, Dipterocarpaceae. The record is from the annotation of a GenBank genome assembly.
CUGCUUACCCUAGCCUUCAAAAACUCCCGAUCCUUCUUGCUUUCUUUUGCUUUACUGCUAACCACUCUCCAAAAUUUCACAAAUUCUUCUAAAUCUACUCAAGUUUGGAUAGAUCACAGCAUUAGUAUGAAGAAAAUUUUGGAUUCGAAGUCUUCAUCAAGAACUACAGAGGAAGUUUUCAAAAUUGAUUCCACUUGGGAGUCUUGAUCUUUAAGAAGUAUGAAUUUAGACUUGAAAGGGGGAAGAUGCGUGAAGAACUAAGUCAAUUUUAGAAUUCCAAUUCCAAAUAGGAUUGGGUUAUUAUCUAAAAUUUAGAUUAGAGCUUAGGAGCAUGAUGAGGUUGGGGUUCUAUUUUCAUCUGUAUAAAUAGGGGUUUGUCAACUUGCGGAGGGGGAGAGAUUAAGAGUGGGCAGAGAAGAAUUGGAGCAAACAUCGAGAGUCAGCAAAUAGGGUUUCGUCUUGGAGGGACCCAAUUGCAAUGAGGAAGUAAAUGUGGGACUAAAAUGAAAAAUGGAGGAACUCUAUGAAUUGAAGCGCCAAUUUUACCCCUUAAAAUUAGAUCUCCAUCAGUCGCACCUUCGCCGCAAAUGAGCUCAAGCUUUCCGCCUUCUCAGAUCUCGAAUUACCCAGCUCUAUUGAGGAAGCUUCGCCGAAAAAGGGGAAGGGAACAUUGGUUUGAAGGGCGAGUCUUACCCCUUCAAUCGCACCUUCGCGGCAAAUGAGCUCAAGCUUUCUGCCCUCUCUAAUCUCGGAUUACCCAUCGCCAUUGAGGAAGCUUCGUGGAAAAACGGCGAGGCUCGGUAUAGAAAAGAGGCAAAACUUAGGCUAGGGGGAAGAGGGUUUUUUGUUCGGAGGAGGCUGGAGAUUUCAGCUGAUUCUGGCUUUUGUUCGCUCUGUGCUCACUGCGUGGCUGCGUAUUCUGGCUUUUGGGAUGGCUCAAAUGAAUAACACUAUCCGGGUUCGUAUAGAUGGCUGGAUACAGGUCCUUCCUGCCGAAACUUCAUGGCCUAAAAUUUUUCAAGUGCCUCAUUAUUUACGAAAGCUAAAUGAAGAAGCCUAUGAACCUACAAUCAUAUCUAUUGGCCCUUAUCAU